Molecule: messenger RNA, 886 nt
Organism: Quercus robur (English oak)
Lineage: Eukaryota; Viridiplantae; Streptophyta; Magnoliopsida; Fagales; Fagaceae
Exons: 5
Coding region: 252-800 (182 amino acids)
Biological process (GO): translation
Cellular component (GO): ribosome
Molecular function (GO): 5S rRNA binding; structural constituent of ribosome
Source: RefSeq, a predicted model, not a curated record
CCAUUGUAUUCUUCUCUUAUUUUUUCUUGGCCAUCAUAGUCAAUCUCAUUUUUUGUGGAAAACCCAGAAGAAGAAAAGGCCAAAAUGCUAGCUUUUAAAAAAUCCAAAUAGCUGAUUUAACUCUUACUUUCUUUGACCUUAGAUAUAUAGUACUUGUUAUUUUGAGCAUAAACUGUUUGCUGACAUCUGCACAUAACUUGUUCGAUAAAAUUCCUGAACGACUAGUCUUUGUGUUUCUGAAGUUUUAACGCAUGUUUCAGGUAUUAUGUAGUGGCCAUUUUGCAAGAAUGGCUCUGGUGAAUGCUCCUGCACUGCAAUUCAAGUCUUCAGCUAUGUUUGGGAUCUCUUCAAAACCAUUUAACUUCCUUCCCAUGCAGAGUAGAAGUAAGGGUUUCUCUGUGAGGCCAUUGGUUGUUGAAGUGAGAGCAAGAGCAAGAGCAAGAACAAGAAAAGAAAGUGCAAAAAUCAGAAAUAUAAGGAUGCAAAAGAAGUUUAAUGGCACACCUACGAGUCCAAGGCUUUCGGUAUUCUGUUCAGAUAAGCAGUUGUAUGCUAUGCUGGUAGAUGAUAAAAAUAAGAAGUGUUUGUUUUAUGGAAGCACUUUGCAGAAAUCUAUUCGUCAGAAUCCCUCUUGUACCACCAUAGAAGCUGCUAAGCUUGUUGGUGAGGAGCUUGUCAAAGCUUGUAAUGAUCUAAACAUAAAUGAAAUAUCAUCUUAUGAUCGCAAUGGUUUUGCUUGUGGGGAAAGAAUGCAAGCAUUUGAGAUAGCAAUUUCUCGUCAUGGGUUCUUGCCACGAUAGAUUUGUAUCUACAUCAAAUUGAGCACUAGAUAAUUUUUGUAACUAGAGCUCUGCAAUAAAGAACUCGGUUAACUUCUUGCUAGCUA